Molecule: messenger RNA, 3338 nt
Organism: Molossus molossus (Pallas's mastiff bat)
Lineage: Eukaryota; Metazoa; Chordata; Mammalia; Chiroptera; Molossidae
Gene: TSPAN14
Product: tetraspanin 14
Exons: 10
Coding region: 216-1028 (270 amino acids)
Biological process (GO): protein localization to plasma membrane; regulation of vascular endothelial growth factor signaling pathway; protein maturation
Cellular component (GO): membrane
Source: RefSeq, a predicted model, not a curated record
GGAGGCGGUGACCCAGCUUCUCCGCGUCGGUGGUUUAGGCUUGUGCUUGGGCGCAAAGCCCGACUCCUGACCUAACUGGAGCUUCGGUUGAGUUGGGUCUCUGGCUACCGACUUGCUCGUCCUGGCCGCGGCUCCUGAGAAGGGUGGCGGAGCCGAUUCCAGGAGGCAAAACCAUCCUUUCCCUGGUCGCCCUUCAGGAUCCUGCUUCUCAGAAGAUGCACUAUUAUCGAUACUCCAACGCGGAGGUCAGCUGCUGGUACAAGUACCUGCUCUUCAGUUACAACAUCGUCUUCUGGUUGGCUGGAGUUGCCUUCCUUGGAGCUGGACUGUGGGCAUGGAGUGAAAAGGGGGUGCUGUCAGACCUCACCAAAGUGACCCGGCUGCAUGGAAUCGACCCUGUGGUGCUGGUGCUGAUGGUGGGCGUGGUGAUGUUCACACUGGGGUUUGCUGGCUGUGUGGGGGCCCUGCGGGAGAACAUCUGCCUGCUCAAGUUUUUUUGUGGCACCAUCGUGCUCAUCUUCUUCCUGGAGCUGGCCGUGGCCGUGCUGGCCUUCUUAUUCCAAGACUGGGUGAGGGACCGGUUCCGGGAGUUCUUCGAGAGCAACAUCAGAUCCUACCGGGACGACAUCGACCUGCAGAACCUCAUCGACUCCCUUCAGAAAGCCAACCAGUGCUGCGGGGCGUACGGCCCUGAAGACUGGGAUCUCAACGUCUACUUCAACUGCAGUGGUGCCAGCUACAGCCGUGAGAAGUGUGGCGUGCCCUUCUCCUGCUGCGUGCCGGACCCCGCGCAAAAAGUUGUGAACACACAGUGUGGAUAUGAUGUCAGGACUGAGCCGAAGAGCAAGUGGGACGAGUACAUCUUCACGAAAGGCUGCAUCCAGGCGCUGGAGGGCUGGCUCCCGCGGAACAUUUACAUCGUGGCCGGCAUCUUCAUCGCCAUCUCACUGCUGCAGAUAUUUGGCAUCUUCCUGGCAAAGACCCUGAUCUCAGACAUUGAGGCAGUGAAGGCCGGCCAUCACUUCUGAGGAACGGAGGGGAGCGAGCGGAGCUGAGCCACGCUGCGGAGGCCAGACCCUUCGCUGCUGUCACCUGUACACCCAGAGGGAGGGAGGCGGACCCCCACCAGAGCCAGCCCGUCUUCAGCAUCAGCGUGACCUGACCUCGGAUCCUGCUUGCUGGUGCUGAAGACCAACAGGCCUCUUGUUAACUGAAGGGACUUGUGACCAGGAUACCUGCUGGGGUGUCUCUAGGUGGGGGUGGCAGCUGAGGGACUACCAGCCCCUGUGGUUGCGAGGAAAGUUUGGCUCCGCCCUCCUGGAGCCCAGUGCGCCUGCAGAUGCCCUGGCUGCCUCUUCACUACUGGCGGCUGCUGGCCCAGAGGCAGCCAUGUCUUCUGUGAGUGGGACAUGAGUAGGGGAGCAGCAGGCGUAACAAGGCUUCUCCCAGCAGCAUAGGGGUGCCGCCUGUAAUUGGGGAGGGGAGGGGACCAAGCGGACGUCGGAGCCCUGCAGUGUCUGCCCGAGUCAGGGCAUUUCGGGAUGCUCGGCCAUGUCCGGGUGAAGUGAGCCGGGCCUGGGUCCGCAGAGUGCCUGAUCUGCUGCCUCCCAGCCCAGAGUGGCCUCCAGUCUCAACAGCACUGCGUCCUGAAGGCACAGGGCCAUGGGCAUGGCUCUCUGAGAGUGGACUCUCCUUUUCAAGUAGUGUGUAAAUAAUUUAUUUAUAGGGGCAAGAAUGUUCUCACAGCAUCUCCUCAUCUCCCCUGGCUCACCUCUGAGCAGCCUUGCACGUCUGGGACUGAGCCGUUCCCUAGCUCCCUCCAGUGUCUCCAGAACCAGCCCAUCAGCUUCUCUUUUCCAUCCCCGACAACCCAGGUGCGAAUACACGCGGCCCCUUCCUCGGUGCGCCCUAGUGCGCACACCCACUGCCCUCCCCAGCUUGGCCUCACUGUCUUCUGCUCUUGGUGCUACUGAAACUGUCACCCGGAACUUGAAUAUUGACUCCCCCCACGGCGAGGCCAGGGAGCCCCAGUCAGUCAGCCAGCCUGAAACCUUCAGCCAGAGCUCCUCUCGAGGCCACAUGCUAAGGGCCGGCUGGCCAGCCCAGCACUGCCUGUCCCUAGAGAGAAGCUCUGCGGCCAGUCCUGUGUGUCCGCCGCAGACCCUGGCCUGCAGCUGUUGAGAAACUCGGGACAUUUUGUUGCUAACUUUUGAGGUGACUCCCCCAUCCCCGACCGGGAUAUCUGUGGUCACCCCGUCCACCCCUUCUGUCAGGGCUAUUCUGGGCUUGCUCUUGGAAGUGAAGUCUCUGUGUGUGAGUCCCCGGGCCAGCUGGGCAUCCCCGCAGCUUGGCCUGGCUCCUUCCUAAUGCGGCUCUCGGCGGCAUACCAGCUCUGUCCUCGUUGUUCGGGGUUGAGUGCUGCCUUCACUGACUGGCUGGCGUGUACAUGCUGCUGUGCUGUAUGCUGGUGGGUGUUUGUUGAUGGUAUUGUUAAAUAUUUUUCCUUUUUUUACAAUUUUUUCUCUAGACUAGGCGAAGAAGAAUGCUUGUGUUUUUAGGAAGCGUGAUGCUUUUCUCUGACUGCCAAACUCUUUUAUGGAAUAUAUCUUUAUAAUAAUGCUGUUGUUUUGGUGGUUCUUGUUUUGGGUCACAUCAAGACGGCAUUAAGCAUCUCAGUGGUAACCUCAGCUGCCAAGGGAACCCACACCCAGCGGGACAGAGUGUGGCAGACACCCAGGAGGGCAGGUGGUCAAGGCCAUCACUGUUGGCACAGUCUGCAGUGAGUUGUGUUCUGGUUGUCUAGGCUCUGUGACCGCUCGCAGCUACUGUAGUAUGGAGGCUGUCUCUGGCGCAGGCCAGCCUGUGACUUAGCUCUGCCCGGCUGCAAGCAUAGGGUGUCAGAGCUUGGGCCUCGGAGGCCUGAGGAGAUGCUAGUUUAGGUUAUCUCUGUCCAGCCCCAGGCAGUAGGGUCCAGGUCAAAUAGCUUGGGGCACUGAGUUGGACCUAGUCCUGCUGCACAAGCUGUGUUCUCGGACCUGUUGGCCUCUGGGGGGGUUAGUGCUGUGCCCACCUCACCAGGUCCCUGCCCAGCCUGCCGCAGGGAAGUUGAUGGCCCCAGAUCCCCUGCCGGUGUGGGUACCAGCAGCUCCUGUUCGGCUCCUGCUGUCAUGUUUAUCCAAGUAGACCUGGAGGAUGACCCCCUUUUCUCUUCACAGGCCACAGCCCAAUUCACAGGGAAGUCUAGAGCUGGGUUUGUUUUCCAGUUAGUUUAUACAACUUUGGGGCCGUUUUUAGCCAUCUCAUCUGACUCUCGAGUAGUUGGGUGAGACUAGAAAAGA